Zasmidium cellare ATCC 36951 is the source of this 687-nucleotide messenger RNA. RefSeq lists its product as uncharacterized. NCBI's taxonomy places the organism in Eukaryota, Fungi, Ascomycota, Dothideomycetes, Mycosphaerellales, Mycosphaerellaceae. The record is from RefSeq and is a predicted model, not a curated record. Gene Ontology annotation, biological process: transmembrane transport; fungal-type cell wall biogenesis. The transcript has 2 exons. The coding region runs from base 1 to 687 and encodes 228 amino acids.
AUGUCUCUCACCAUGCGAACAGUCGGGUUGGCAGCCGCCCUAUACGCCUCUUUCUCAAGUGCCCAGCGAGCACUUGUCUCCGACUCUUUCAGCACUUGCGGAGAAGACAGCCAACUCACGGCUACGACCUUUGAUGUUGCGAUCACGCCAGACAACCGCACGAUCGCAUAUUCCCUUUUUGGUACCAGCACUUAUUCGGGCAAUGCGACCAUCGACUUUGUCAUCUCCGUGGACUCGAUACGAAGAUUCAAGUCUACUAUAGACCCGUGCUUGUCGACUCAGUCCGCCGGCUUCUGUCCAGCAAGUGCAGGUCAACUAGCUCUCGUGUCUGACCAGACCGUGCCACAAGACGGUUUCAACGACAUCCCAGACGACGUCUACACCGAGUCUGAUCCCAAAGCGUAUUUCCAAUUCAUCCUCAACAAUCCUGCAACGAAUGAGACGGUGGGCUGUCUGCAGGCGACUCUGAGGAACGACGCGGCCGGCAACACUUCCACUUCCACAGGCAAUACGACUUCCAGCAAUACGACUUCAAGCGACGACAAUGGAUCAGGCAGCGCAAAUGAGACCAGCAGUUCCAAUAGUACUGGAGGCAGCGGUGGCGAUUCGGGUGCCAGUACCUCCUACAUGAGCUGGACGCUCCUACUAUCUGCAAUAUUUGCGAUGGCCCUCUUUAACGGCCUGUAG